This is a messenger RNA of Seminavis robusta, 369 nucleotides long. Lineage: Eukaryota; Bacillariophyta; Bacillariophyceae; Naviculales; Naviculaceae. The record is from the annotation of a GenBank genome assembly.
AUGGCCGGUGCCACCCGUCAGCAUCACCUGACCUCCAAACUCCAAGGAGAGGCUGUUCCGAGAAGGCUGCCAGACUCGGAAUUCUGCAACAACAUGACGGCUGGCCGUGCCGGUACGGUACCAGUGGAGGAGGAGACGACAAGCAAAUUCUUGGGCUUGUUUUCUCGCGACGAAAAACUUGGUGGACUCCUUCAGGGAGCUACUUUUAUCGGCCGCUGUGCCGAAGCUAGCAGUUCAAGCCUCGCUGUUUUGUGCAGCAUCAUGCACUUAUACGCGGACCCUACCAACAACGACUAUCUCUUGUCGCAACCCACCCUACCAACGACGACUAUCUGUUGUCGACACCCACGGCCAACUGGGAGCAGUUGA